Messenger RNA from Scheffersomyces amazonensis, 1818 nucleotides. Its product is annotated as putative electron-transferring-flavoprotein dehydrogenase. Gene Ontology annotation, molecular function: electron-transferring-flavoprotein dehydrogenase activity; iron-sulfur cluster binding. Lineage: Eukaryota; Fungi; Ascomycota; Pichiomycetes; Serinales; Debaryomycetaceae. The transcript has 2 exons. Gene Ontology annotation, biological process: electron transport chain. The record is from RefSeq and is a predicted model, not a curated record. The coding region runs from base 1 to 1818 and encodes 605 amino acids. Gene Ontology annotation, cellular component: mitochondrial inner membrane.
AUGAAUUAUACUAGAAUAGCUACUAAAUCAGUGCGUUAUAUUAGUAGAAAAGUUUUAUUUGAAGUACUUUCAGAAGAAGAACAAGCAAUUCUUACUGAAGAAAGAGCAAGUGAUUCUGUUGAUGUUUGUAUUGUAGGUGGAGGUCCUGCAGGUCUUGCUACUGCAAUUAAAUUAAAACAAUUAGAUAAUGAACAUGGUAAUGGAGAUUUAAGAGUAGUAGUACUUGAAAAAGCAGGAGAUUUUGGAUCUCAUAUAGUUAGUGGAGCAGUAUUAGAACCUAAACCAUUUUUAGAAUUAUUUCCUAAUAGUGAAUUAACUGAACAAACUGGUGGCAUACCAUUACCACCAGAUAUGGUUACUAAAGCUACAAGAGAUUGUAUGAGAUUUUUAACUAAAAAUAGUGCUUAUCCAAUGCCUGAACCUCCUCAAAUGACUAAUAAGAAUAAAAAUUUUAUUGCUUCUCUUUCAAAUGUGGUUAAAUAUUUAUCAGAACAAGCUGAAGAGAUAGGGGUUGAAUUAUAUCCUGGAGUAUCUGUAAGUGAAUUAAUUUAUAAUGAAUCUGGUGAUGCAAUUAAAGGAGUAGCUACCAAUGAUUUAGGUAUUGGUAAAGAUGGUAGACCUAAAAGUUCAUUUGAAAGAGGAAUGGAAUUUCAUGCUCGUGUAACUGUAUUGGCAGAAGGAUGUCAUGGUUCAUUAUCAAAACAAGCUAUAUCUAAAUUUAAUUUAAGAGCCAAUAGUUUCCCUCAAACCUAUGGAUUAGGUAUUAAAGAAAUAUGGGAAGUUUUACCUGAUAAUUUUGAAAAGGGUCUUGUAGCUCAUUCAAUGGGAUUCCCAUUAAGUACUUCUGAAUAUGGAGGAGGAUUUAUGUAUCAUUUUGGCGAUGGAUUAGUAGCUGUUGGACUUGUAAUUGGAUUAGAUUAUGAGAAUCCAUAUAUAUCUCCAUAUCAAGAAUUUCAAAAAAUGAAGACUCAUCCAUUUUAUUCUAAUGUAUUAGAAGGUGGUAAAUGUAUUUCUUAUGCUGCUCGUGCAUUAAAUGAAGGAGGUUAUCAAUCUAUACCUAAAUUACAUUUCCCUGGUGGUAUAUUAGUUGGAUGUAGUGCAGGAUUUAUGAAUGUACCUAAAAUUAAAGGAACUCAUACAGCUAUGAAAUCAGGUAUGGUGGCUGCUGAACAAAUAUUUGAAACUAUUAAAGAAUUAGGAGCAGUUGAUGAAGAAACAUUUGAAGAUGCAUCUUAUAUUCCAAUUGAUUUACAAUCUUAUGCUACAGAAUUUGAAAAAUCAUGGGCAUCAAAAGAAUUAUAUGCGGUUAGAAAUGUUCGACCAUCAUUUACAACUCAAUUAGGAUUCCUUGGAGGUAUAUGUCAUGCAGGAAUGACUACUAUGCUUACAUUUGGUCAUGAACCAUGGACUUUUGGACAUCAUUUAACUGAUGCUGGUAAAACUAAACCUGCCAAGAAUUAUAGUCCUAUUGAAUAUCCAAAACCUGAUGGAAAAUUAACUUUUGAUAUUUUAACCUCAGUAUCAAGAACAGGAACUCAUCAUGAUGAAGAUGAAAAAUGUCAUUUAAGAAUUCCUGCUCAAGAUACAGGAAGACAUGCGGCAAGAAAUUAUCCUGAAUUUAAAGGAAUUGAACAAAGAUUUUGUCCUGCUGGAGUUUAUGAAUAUAUUCCUGAUGAAAAUGAAGAAUUAGGAGUUAAAUUUCAAAUUAAUAGUCAAAAUUGUAUUCAUUGUAAAACAUGUGAUAUUAAAGUACCAACUCAAGAUAUUACUUGGACAGUACCUGAAGGAGGUGAUGGACCAAAAUACUACAUGACAUAA